Molecule: messenger RNA, 672 nt
Organism: Balaenoptera musculus (blue whale)
Lineage: Eukaryota; Metazoa; Chordata; Mammalia; Artiodactyla; Balaenopteridae
Gene: CLDN25
Product: claudin 25
Biological process (GO): bicellular tight junction assembly; cell adhesion
Cellular component (GO): plasma membrane; bicellular tight junction
Molecular function (GO): structural molecule activity
Source: RefSeq, a predicted model, not a curated record
AUGGCCUGGAGUUUCUGCGGGAAAGCCCAGCUUGGGGGACUCUCUCUGCUUGGCUGGGUCUGUUCAUGUGUCCUGCCCCAAUGGAAAACUCUCAAUCUGGAGCUGAACGAAAUGGAGACCUGGAUCAGGGGACUUUGGGAGGUCUGCGUAGAUCAGGAGGAAGUUGCCACUGUGUGCAAGGCCUCUGAGUCCUUCUCGUCUCUGCCCCUGGAGCUCCAGGCGUCCCGCAUCCUUGUGGUAGCCUCCCAUGGACUACUGGGGCUUCUGCUCUCUGGCUUUGGGACCCAAUGCUUCCAGUUUCACAGGAUCAGAUGGGUAUUUCAGAGGUGGCUUUGCCUCCUGGGGGGGACUUUGGAGGCAUCAGCUUCGGUCACUCCCCUCUUUCCAGUCUCCUGGGUGGCCUACGCCACAAUCCAAGACUUCUGGGAUGACAGCGUCCCUGAGAUUGUGCCUCAGUGGGAGUUUGGAGAUGCCCUCUAUCUGGGCUGGGCUGCUGGUGUUUUCCCGGCCCUUGGUGGGUUACUCCUCAUCUUCUCAGCCUGCCUGGGAAAAGAAGAUGUGCCCUGUGUCCAGAUGGCUGUCCCUACAGCAGCCCCACCAGCCUGUGCUCCAGCGGAAGAGUCCGAUCGCUCGUUCUACCUAAUGCCAAGACCUAGGAUCCUGUUCAUCUAG